GAUAGCAAAUGGUACAAUGCACCAACGAGAGAGAGAGAGAGAGAGAGAGAUAUGGGAAGAGAUGUAGAGAGAGAGAUAGUGGAAGAGGUGGAAGAGGAGGAAGAGAAGGUGAUGGGAUGGUCAUCAUCUGUGGAGCCUCAGCUGUCACUUAACCAUGUUUCGUUCGUCUGCAAAUCAGUAAGCAAAACAGUGAGAUUCUAUGAGGAAGUAUUAGGGUUUGUCGUCAUUAAACGCCCUUCUUCCUUCAAAUUUGAAGGAGCUUGGUUGUUCAAUCAUGGAAUUGGCAUACAUUUGCUUGAAAGCAACUCCCCUGAUGACAUUCAAGCCAAGAAAGGAGUAAUCAAUCCAAGGGACAACCACAUUUCAUUCCAAUGUUCAGACUUUUGGUUGGUGAUAAGAAAAUUAGAGGCAAUGAACAUAGAGUAUGUGAAAGCUGAGGUUGAGGAAGGUGGAAUUAAGGUUGAUCAGCUCUUCUUCCAUGACCCAGAUGGGUAUAUGAUCGAGAUCUGCAACUGCGAAAAUCUUCCUAUUCUUCCACUUUCUUCAUGCCCUCUGAAGAAGCUUAAGCACCCCUACUCCGAUGGGGAGAAUGACAUGUCUCUGCUGCUCUCAGGAGAACAAUGGGAAGAAAUGACGCGUGCAAAGAAAGCUGAAGCCUUGAUCAUGAAGAACUUGGUUACAGACAUGAUGGUCAUCUCCUUCUGAAGGAUUUUAUGAGAAAACUUGUUAUUGGUUGUGCAGAUUUCUUAGUUGUCAAAUGGGAAACCUGGCUGGGUAAUUCUACCUUUUUUAAGAACUCAAAUCAAUAAUAAGUGAAGAAAGUUUCCAUGUAUUGAAAUGUUUGUUCUCUAAUAGCAAUAGAUAAUAGAUUCAAGAGCAGUGGUUAAGCUUCA
Macadamia integrifolia is the source of this 893-nucleotide messenger RNA. RefSeq lists its product as uncharacterized. Bases 52 to 705 code for a protein of 217 amino acids. The record is from RefSeq and is a predicted model, not a curated record. NCBI's taxonomy places the organism in Eukaryota, Viridiplantae, Streptophyta, Magnoliopsida, Proteales, Proteaceae. The transcript is spliced from 3 exons.